Molecule: messenger RNA, 1141 nt
Organism: Selaginella moellendorffii
Lineage: Eukaryota; Viridiplantae; Streptophyta; Lycopodiopsida; Selaginellales; Selaginellaceae
Product: probable sugar phosphate/phosphate translocator At3g17430
Exons: 8
Coding region: 27-992 (321 amino acids)
Cellular component (GO): Golgi apparatus; trans-Golgi network; endosome
Molecular function (GO): antiporter activity
Source: RefSeq, a predicted model, not a curated record
GAUUUCCUUAUCCCAUCUCACUUACGAUGAUACACAUGGGAUUCUCUGGAGUUGUCACGUUUUUCCUUGUGCGUGUUUUGAAGGUGGUCACUCCAGUCAAAAUGACGUUCGAUAUAUAUAUAUCUUGCGUUGUGCCGAUAAGCGCGUUUUUUGCUUCCAGCCUUUGGUUUGGAAACACUGCUUAUCUCUACAUUUCCGUGGCUUUCAUCCAGAUGCUCAAAGCUUUGAUGCCUGUAGCAACAUUCAUGAUGGCUGUUUCGUGCGGAACGGAUAAAGCUAGAUGGGAUCUGUUUCUAAACAUGCUGCUCGUCAGCGUUGGAGUGGCAGUUUCUUCUUACGGUGAAAUCCACUUCAACGUCAUCGGUACAUUCUUCCAAGUGACAGGGAUUGUCUGUGAAGCUCUGCGACUAGUACUCACGCAAGUACUUCUGCAAAAGAAGGGCCUGACAUUGAACCCCAUCACCAGUUUAUAUUACAUCGCCCCAUGCAGUUUUUUGUUCUUGUUUUUCCCCUGGAUUGUUUUGGAGAAGCCGGCUAUGGAAGUUGAACACUGGAAAUUUAGCUUCUGGGUGUUUUUUACGAAUGCACUGUGUGCUCUGGCGCUGAACUUCUCAAUCUUCCUCGUGAUUGGGAGGACAGGGGCUCUCACUGUCAGAGUGGCCGGAGUCCUGAAAGACUGGCUGCUGAUAGCGCUUGGAACCAUCCUUUUCCCAGAAUCCAAGCUCACGGGAUUAAAUAUCAUCGGAUACGCUAUUGCACUCUCCGGAGUUGUGCUGUACAACUAUUUGAAAAUGCGGGACGCAACCAUUGUCCACCAGAUUUCUCUUGUGGAUGUAGACAAGCCAAAGGAAUGGCGGCUCGAUAAGAAAGACUCCGACGUGCUCGAGAAAGAUAUUCCAGCCAAUGCAAGCAUGCCUGUUGGAGACGAGGAGGCCCCUCUCAUUCCCUCUAGUCGUUUUCAGCGUAAUCAAAGUGGGAACCAUGAUGUAUAGCAUUACAGAAAGAGGUACGAGAGCUAGCAAACAAAUUUUUUCUCCUUGGAUGUCAGGUACAAAUAUGGAGCGUUAGCUCUACUGUAAUUCUUUUCUGCUAGCAGGACAGUUUUGAAGAUAACACGAUUCAUAAUUUUCCAUUAGUAUAA